AUGGCUCGAUUGACUUACGUCAAAGUCUGUGCGUUCAUCAUGGUUCCACUGUCUUUUAUAGCGGCGCUGCCAAGUAAACUUACCUAUAUUCUCGUCGCUACCAUAUUUUGUUUCUUGGCAUGCAUCACGAUUUUAGCGUGUGUUCACAUUUUUAGCCAACACAGAUCAAAAUCUCACAAUUCUCGUAGUCUGCUUCAGAAUUAUGUGGCUAUUAUGGUUCUGUGGAUUUUCGGAGGGCGGAUAAGAAAACGCUUUAAUCGGGAGGCAAACGACUGUCGCGAAGUACAAGAAAAGUUGCUGAUGGAGAUUGUGAGCAGCAAUCGAAACACCGUUUUCGGGCGAGAGUACAACUUUGAAAGCAUCCAGAACAGUGCAGACUUCAUAAAACUUGUUCCACUGACGACCAAGGCUUCUUACAAGGAAUAUGUGGGUAAGCCAUGCACACUCUUGUCAGCGUAGCCAUUAACCUAUCAAGUUCUUCGUGUCAGGGUUGCGUGACGACGCAAAGAACGGCUUCGUAGGAAACUAGCGCCCCACAGUUAUUGUGAUAAUCUGAAUGCACAUGAGGGCGGGGGAGAUACAGUCCCUUGAAUUGAUCCUAAACGGGUAUGAGCUGCCUAAAAGGGUAGGGUUUUCGGGGUCCCGAGAAUUUUACAGGGUAUCUAGCCUGUAAACACUUAAAUUGAUGGUUUAAAUGGUUCAGUAAAGGGUGUUUCUUCGGGGCAUGCACGUAGUAGUAGCCACAGGGCCUGGGAUACUGCUAAGAAACAGCCCAGGUUGAGAUUUCAUGUCAGAAAUAGGCCUUGCAUUUGCAGUCAGCAAUGAAGCAAGUAGACAAAAUAAAUAAAAGUAAUGCCUAAUUUUAUUGUUUCUACCGAAACUUUUAUUUUUUUUUCAGAUCUGACUCAUUGACUCAUUUGACUCAUAAAACAUCCGUUCUCCUUAGACUUCACUUAAAAAUGUCUUAAAUAUUUGCUUGCGAUUUCUCUUAACAAGACAGGAUCGCUAAGGGUGAAGAUGCGGUGUUGACAAAAGAAAAGACAAGUAAACUGGCCGUGACGUCAGGAACCACGGGCUCCCCAAGUAUGAUACCUCGUGUUCAGAGUCAAGCGUAUUUAUUCUUUAUGGCAAGAGCCGCACUCUCGAGUGCGAUGUAUUCGGCGUUUCCUGAGGUAAGUGAAGAAGGUACACGUAUUACCGCACUUCAAGAAAAACGCUCUUUCUCGUCAACACUAGCGGGAAGGGGGGUACCUCUCUAUAUAAGUAAGUGUAUUGACAACAGAGGGAAGUUAAAGGAACCAUGACAGCGAUGAAAGCAAAAGCGUCACUUAAACAUUUGAAACUUGAGUGCGAUUACUCUCCCAACUCGCUCACUUUGUAACAUGAAGGUUAACUCUCCUGCAGUUAAAUUCGUAAGGAAAAUUUUCAAGUCCAAAAAGAGAAAGAUAAAUUCUUCGUCGUUUGUUUUCGUUCUCGAUAAAAGGUAAUGUUCUAGUAGUGUUGCAGUCACCGCAAAGAUCAGAAGUGUACAAAAAGUGUGCUGCACGUGGAAGGUUGUUUGUUUUGCUAAUCUAAAUCAUUUGUGUCCUAGCUAAUUCCCUUAAGAAAUGGGUGGGGCCAAUUUUUUAAGGGAAAAUCCCUGGGGACGAGGUUGCCAGCUAAUUCAGAGCCUUGUGAUUCGUUUGCGAUCUAUUGGUCUUACAGUGGACCUCCAGGUUUUGUAUCGUAGCUAACCUGACAUUAUUUUAUUCUCUAAAUUGUAGACGUUUAAUCUUCAGAAAACUCUGGGAUUCUACAGACCAGGUAGAAACAUAGAGACGACUGAAGGCGGAAUUCCUAAAGGUGGUAUUAGCAAUGUUACACCAACCGGAUCCCAGUUGGCAAUAUUCUCAACGCCAGGUCCUGGCUUUCACAUUCUGGAAAGCCACGCGUCGUACUAUGUUCACUUGCUGUUUGGUUUAAAGGAUCGCAACAUCGGAACUGUAUUUUCAAACUUGGCCGCGUACACGUAUAGAGGUUUCCUUGAACUAGAGAAAAACUGGCAACGUCUUGUGAAGGAUAUUGAAGAAGGAAGUUUGGAUUCUGAUUUAGAAUUGGAUGCUAAGAUAAGAAGGUAAGAAUUAUAACCCACAGCGUAUUGGACUUUCAGGCUAUUUAAAAUAUCUAUUCUUUUGCGCCAAAAUAGCUCUCAACCAUCAGAUAAAAACAGUUCAGUGUCUAGCAACAGAAAAGCAAUAACGAAUAGGUAGAAAAAUGUUUAACGAAGUUAGUUCAACCAGUUUAUUGGAAAAGUUCUGAAAGACGAACGCACUGUUCCCAGGCUGUUUUCAGAUGCACGGACUCAGUGUUCUUAUUUCAAUAGCACCAGCGGUAUUCUCCUCUUAUGCGUUGCAACCACGUUGUUAUUGCUCAUCCAUAUUCCGACGAGUAGGAGAGGACCUUGUUAACGAGGUGGUACAAAUCCUAUGAACUGUCUAAAGUUUAUCAAAAUUAUAUCAAAACAGAUCGUGAUCAGUCAAACUGAAACAAAUGCGCAACAUCAAAUUGGCCUAAGAAUACUGGUAACGCCUUUCCAUCCGAGGCCUCUUGUAUCUCGUUUGGAAAAAAAGGUAAGAAAGAAACUUAAUUCCUUCGAUAUUGAUUGAAAGUGUCAAGUUGUGUCUUUGCAUACUGAGAGCCGAUCUCUUUUGUCUCUUAUCUCAGUAAUAUCAUGAGGUGCAACUCUCGCUAUUUUGGCUCUAGCUUAUAACUCUAGACGCACUUAAGACUGAGAUAAGUCGGCAUGUUUGUUUUGUUUUACAUUGUAAAUUUUAAUUACUAAUAGUAACCUUGAUCGUGCUGACCAUGAGAUCUCUAGGUGGUCUUUUUGGGAGUAAAGUCCUUUUUUAAUCCAAAAUAUUGAGACCACUACCUAGAAUAUGUUUGUUCAGUUGUGAAGUGCAACCAAACAUUAUUAUCAUCUCCUACAUGAGAGGCAUUUUCUCCUAUAUGAGGGGCAUUUACCUUUUUUUGCCACUUGUUCUCUUUCCUACUUCGUACUCAGUUGAAAGGCCAGCCAAAAGCAGUGCUCUAGCUGUUCUUUAAAGACUCGACCUAAGUUAGGAACAUGGAAGGGGAAAGGAGUUCGAUCCUUCCGUCAACCACGCCUUCUAAAGGAAGGGUCUUCGCUCUAUGUUGCCUUGUGUUGGAAUACAUACCUCUCGCAAAGCUUUUAAUCAGGACGACUGGUACGAGGACAAUAAAAGAGUCGAAAUCAAGAGAUCUUGGGUACUUACCAUUUACGUGGAAAAAAAACAGAAAUUCUGGUUGGAAAAUCAAAGCGGCUUUCCGUGUGGAAAGCUUCAGAAAGUAUGGGAUGUGAUUUGAGCCGAUGCAAUUUUCCCUCUUGUUUAGUCUUUCAGCUGAUUUGGAUAUUUGGAUAUUUAUUAAUUUAGCUUCGCCUAACUAGAAUACAAUCUUUAUGCAUGAAUACAUAAAAAUUAUUAGGCAGGGAGACCACCAUAGCCUAAACAAUUACCGUGGAUCCCUCGUUAAUAAAAAAUAAAGAAAGAAAUCGUUCACAAAAAAACUUAAUGACUAAAGCUACUGAUAUAUUAGAAGAAAAAUCAAAAGGAGCAAAACAGAAGUUCAAAUUGGUAGAAGCAGCACGUCGGCGGGCACAGGAGAGUCCUCGCUAUGUUGCACCUGGGAGAGAUUGUUCUCCAGGUUCUGAUGUCGUCAACUUCGUACAGGUCCACAGCCUUAUUGUAAUACUGAAAUAGUGGAUAGUACUUUGUAGCAGGCCGUCCACCCACCACGUCAAAUUUUAUAGUUUUAUGUUUAUGCACCAGAUUCCCACCCGGGUGGUUUGGGUAAAUGGUAAGCACUCUAGUGCCGGUUAGUGCUUUCAAUAACACUAACUCAGGAAACAAGUUACGAUGAAAACACGUGAACGGUAAAGAGUAAUAUAUUGUCAACACUGACUGUGGUGCUGUUUCAGUGAACUGAAAAGGUGUCUUGAACCCGACAAGAAACGAGCUAAAGAAUUACGAAAAGAAUUCCAGGCAGGAUUUGAUGGAAUAGCAUCAAGAAUCUGGCCAAACUUAAGGAUUAUACUCUGCGUAACUACAGGUAUGGUAGAAAAUAUUGCAGGCUUUUGUCUCUAUCAGAUAAGAGAAUAAAAGGGGACACGAGGAUAGAUCGCUUCUCGCCCGUCGCAGGCAAACCUUAAGUCGUUUCAGAACACGACAAUGAGCUCUGUCAUUGGCUAUAUUUUACUUUAUUUAAUAAUAAUAAUAAUAAUACUUAUCAUUUAUAUUGCCCAAAUUAACAUAAAAAUAUGGUCAAAUGCACAUUACACAGAUGAAGAAUGAAGAUUAAUAAAAUGUAUAUACAAUAUGAAUGCAAAACAACUUAAAAUAUAAGAUAAACGCUGUAAGAAUUCUGAGACGCUAAAGUAGGUUAAAAAGGCUUUUAAAAGGUUAAAAAAUAAACGUUAAAAGAACGUUAAAAAGGUUUAAAAGUACGUUAAGGUAGCUACAUGUAAAUGAUAAGCUAUUUUAAAAUAAUAGUUUUUGAGCAAGUGAACUUUUUAAAUGUAUUAAAGUUCUUUUCAUUCCUGAUAUGUAAUGGAAAGUUGUUCCAUACUUUCGGUGCAGCGGUUGAAAACGCUCAGUCUCGCAGUGUUUUCUUUGUCAUGAUAGAAGGGGCGACUAGUACUAGUUAAGAGAAUCCCGUCACUUGAUCGAAGAUUAACAUGACUACUUUCUUACUGUUAAAAGACUACCAAGAUAUUGUGGAGCUAAAGCGUAUAUACAUUUAAGAGCAAGUAUUACAAUUCAUCAUUGCAAUGUUAAUCAUUUCCAGUUCCUCGUUGGAAACCUGGCUCAAAACUGAUGCGAUUACAACGUUUUCUCUUGCCUCUUUAUUCAGGGCGACAAGAAUUGUAUGCAACAAGGCUGCGAGAAAAAUACACAGGUGACGUGCCUAUGUACUCUGCACUUUACACAAGUUCUGAAUCAGUCAUUGGUGUCAAUUUAUGGCCAAAAGAUAAGCCGACGUAUCUUCCUGUGCUGUCAGCUGCCUUUUUUGAAUUUGUUCCUGUUGAAAAUUGUCAUAAAGAACAAGCUAAGGUAGGUUUUCUCUGUACAGUAACCCGUAAAAAAAAAGUG
Messenger RNA from Porites lobata, 5150 nucleotides. Lineage: Eukaryota; Metazoa; Cnidaria; Anthozoa; Scleractinia; Poritidae. The record is from the annotation of a GenBank genome assembly.